AUGGGGCCCCCGGGCAAUAGGGGAUCAUGGUGCCCCUGUGUCCUCACCCACACUCAAACCACGCCCAAAAAAGCCUAUGAAAGUUACCAGGGGCAUCUCAUGUGGCCCCUUACUGACCCUGGGCCCUCAAGGCAGUGCCAGAAUUUCCGAAUGGUCAGUCCGCCCCUGCUGUCCACACAUGCACCAAUAUGAUCAUUAAAACAAUCAUGCAAACAAAAGACCCUUUAUGCAAUCUAAAUGUACCCAAUUGGGCAUAGGUCAGAUCUGUGUGCCCAGAUAGGACCUCCCAGUGGCUAUUCUAUGGACAAGGUACACUU
This is a messenger RNA of Staurois parvus, 317 nucleotides long. The record is from the annotation of a GenBank genome assembly. Lineage: Eukaryota; Metazoa; Chordata; Amphibia; Anura; Ranidae.